AUGUCAGUCCAACUACGCACAGCGGAGACAUACGCAACACGAAGUAAUAGUCAACAGAGCUUGCUGAGAAAUAGUGAGGGCGUGCAGUUCCCGCGCCGCUGCAGCGACCAGCAACUCUUGUUUCGGCAGUGUGGCUAUCCGCCGUCGCUCGGGGCGAGCACAGCGGGCGUCGGUCAGAAGAGAGAGCGGUCCAACGAAGCUACGCUUACUGAUUUGCUGGAGAGGGAACUGCUCCAGCGUCCAGUCGCGCGCCCUUUUGCUCGCAUUCGGCGGCAGCGCGGGCACCCGAACGACGCAACGCCAGCGCAAACCCGUCGCCUCCAUAUGGACGGCGUGAGUCGGUUAGGUUCGCCAGCGCCCCAGCGCGUCGAGACACCGACGGAGCUCGAAAGCUGGUUGCACUCUGCGUUGAGGCCGAAAGAGGUAACCGCCUCUAUCGGAGAUCAGGCGGCCUCGGAGCCCGUUGGCGAGGCCCAAGUCCCCAGCAUCCGUCGAUUGCUGAGACUCGCUUCCCAACCGCAGCUCUCGAAGCAUGCGUCGCCAAACGGGCAGCCUCGGGCUGACUCUUCUGCCCUAACGCCAAACGCAGCUGCGCAGCAACAAUCACCCGGCAGUACCUCCUCACAUGAAUCGCCUUCAUCGUUCGAUUCAAUUGAUGAACAGGCAUGCAUGGGGGCGCUAUUGCGAGCAUCCUUAGAUCCACAACGAGCGCAGCGCCUUUUAGAGUGUGGUGCUGUACAGUACCUCGUACAGAAACUUCGAGAUUCCACGAAUUCCCAGGUAGUGACGCAGAUAGCGGCCGCGCUGGUGAACCUCGAUCCCGCGACUACCCCAGUUCCGGGGCUUGCGCAGGCGCUCAGCAAAAAGCUCUCUCUGCUGACGUCUGAAUGUUCCGAGCGGUUGAUGCUCUACACCCUUGGAGACGGCUCGAAACCAGUCCUUAGUCGAGUUGAGAUCGACACACUUGCGCGGCACGCGCUCGCUUCACUGCCGCGGCAUCUUGUCUUGCUGCGGCGACUGGCGGAGCUGAGUGCUGGCGGAGCGAACGGCCACGCCACCUUCUGGAACCAUGCCGCGGUUCAACUGAUCGAAAAGCUGAAGCCGGCAACAGCCGCGCAGGCAGAGCAUCUCCUUGCGAUCUUACAAACCAUCCCCCUGGCCUGCAUACAAAACAAGCGAGCAGCAUUCGCCAACCAUAUUGUCAUCCACAUCGCUUCGCGCUUUCCCGAUCAGAAUAGUGUCCAACGAGCCGCUGUGGAACUGCUCGGAAAAAUUGCUGCUGCCUAG
Cyanidioschyzon merolae strain 10D is the source of this 1287-nucleotide messenger RNA. RefSeq lists its product as hypothetical. The record is from RefSeq and is a predicted model, not a curated record. The transcript has a single exon. NCBI's taxonomy places the organism in Eukaryota, Rhodophyta, Bangiophyceae, Cyanidiales, Cyanidiaceae. The coding region runs from base 1 to 1287 and encodes 428 amino acids.